Anastrepha obliqua is the source of this 6742-nucleotide messenger RNA. It is a transcript of the gene Dscam4, whose product is annotated as cell adhesion molecule Dscam2. Gene Ontology annotation, biological process: axon guidance; cell-cell adhesion. The transcript has 33 exons. The record is from RefSeq and is a predicted model, not a curated record. NCBI's taxonomy places the organism in Eukaryota, Metazoa, Arthropoda, Insecta, Diptera, Tephritidae. Gene Ontology annotation, molecular function: protein binding. Gene Ontology annotation, cellular component: axon; plasma membrane. Bases 845 to 6652 code for a protein of 1935 amino acids.
AAUACAUUAAAGGCCGACGCUCCAGCAUCAACGCGAAAGGUAACGAGUGAGAAUAAUAGACAAAAGUUGAGGUGUUCAUAUUCGUAUUGUCUAGUGUGUUAUAUACAAAUAUCGCAGUAGAAUGUAAUCCAGAGUAUUUAAAAAAGGACAUUUAGUAUUAAACUGUUUUGAAAAAAAAAAAUCAGUAUUAUUAUCAUAAUAAAUUGGAAGUGUAUGCAAAAUAGGCCCAGUGCUUAUUGUAUAUUUAAUGUGGUGGAUUAUAUGAUAAAAUUUACAUUAAAAUACCUAACACAGUGAGGAUAAAUGUGUACGCAAAUGAGCGGAUGCCGACCAUGCAAAGAAGGUUUCCUAUGAAAAUUGAUUGUGGAGCCAUUAAGAAAAAUACACCAAGACGUAUUUACACAUAAUUGAACAGAUUUGUGUUGAAACAAAGAUGUCGAUAUUAAUAAAUCUUAUUUCGGGAUAUUAAAAAGUCCUUACGACAAGUACAACUUUGGAGUAAAGUCAAAAUUAAUAAAAUGAAAUACAAGUUUUAAUGUAAUUAUGCACUUAAAUAUACAUACACCCAGAGGUCGUGUGACAGCUGAAAUUUUGAGUUUCGAAAAUUUAAGGUUUAAUAAUUUUCGCUAAAGGAGGAUCCAAAUCCAAAUCCGAGCUGCAAAUUUGACACCGCCUUUUACACGUGAAGAAUUGCGCAUCAGCAAAAGUAUAAAAAAUCAGUGAACUCAAACAAAGACUUGAUAUUUACCCAACAAAUAAAAAAACAGAAUUAAUUCACUCACCAAAAGAAAUAUCACAAAUGAUGUAUAAAAGAUGUAAUGGAAAGCCUACUUCAUUGUAAAAAAUGGGGUUGCAUUGCCUUUUUAAGACCAUUUUGAUGGUGUACGUUAUUAAAGCUGAUCUUGGUACAAUUGCAAAUGCGCUGGACCUUCAAGGACCGAUAUUUCUUCACGAGCCACAACAUCGCAUCGAAUUCUCAAACAAUACUGGCGGCUUAAUAGAGUGUUCUGGUCAUGGCAGUCCACCGCCAGAGGUGGAAUGGACUCCAAUACCUCCACAGCAAGACAUGGUGUUUACACUCUCGAAUGGGAGCCUUAUGUUUUAUCCCUUCUCGGCGGAGAAGUACAGACAUGAAGUGCAUGCCACAGUCUACAGAUGCAAAUUACGCAAUCUGGUCGGCACAAUACUUAGCAGGGAGGUGCACGUACGAGGAGUGGUCAACCAAAAAUACACAGUACAAGUUCACGAUGAAUACGUGAUGAGUGGCAACACAGCAGUAUUGAAAUGUCAGGUGCCCAGCUACAUGUCAGAGUUUGUUAUGGUAACAGCUUGGGUGCAAGACACUGGCAUGCAUCUGUAUCCCAAUACGGACAUAGGAGGAAAGUAUACAGUACUAUCUAAUGGGGAACUCUAUAUUAACAAUGCGGGGUCCAAUGAUGCGUUUAAGAGUUAUACUUGUCGAACCGUAAAUCGAUUAACAGGUGAAAUACAAAUAUCUACAUAUCCUGGACGCAUCAUUGUCACAGAGCCAAAAGGCAUGGUGCAACCACGUAUAAACGUCGAAAAGCAUUCGCUUAGGCAUGUCGUGCUUAAUGGACAGACGACAUUACCGUGUAUCGCUCAGGGCCACCCAGUGCCGACAUACCGCUGGUUCAAGGAAGAAAACGAACAGCUAUUACCGCUGCAACUAAGCGAGCGCAUUACAAUCGUCUCGGCGGGAUUACUCAAAAUAGCAAAGGCUCGCCUCGAGGACAGUGGCAAAUAUCUUUGUUGGGUAAACAACACCGCCGGUGAGGAAACCAUACAGGUGUCAUUAACAGUAACUGCCCCCUUAACGGCCCAUUUACAGCCUCAGGUACAAACAGUGGAUGUUGAUAAGGACGCGCAAUUUCAGUGUAUUGUGUCCGGACAUCCAGUGCAUGAUGUUAAUUGGUUACAUGAUGGAAAACCAAUAUUGCGCGACAAUCGGGUUGAGAUACUAGCCGACCCACCCAGAUUGAUAAUUAAGAAAGUGCAAAAAGACGAUCCCGGCAUGUACCAGUGCUUUGUUUCGAAUGAAUGGGAGCAAAUUCAGUCCACAGCUGAGCUACAACUUGGAGAUGCUUCUCCGGAAUUGCUUUAUUGGUUUUCGGAGCAAACAUUGCAGCCAGGACCGACUGUGUCGUUGAAAUGCGUAGCAACCGGAAAUCCUCUGCCGCAAUUCGCAUGGUCACUGGAUGGUUUUCCGAUUCCAGAUAACUCUCGGUUCUUGGUCGGGCAAUAUGUAACCAUUCACGAUGACGUCAUAAGUCAUGUGAACAUAUCAAAUGUGAAGGAAGAAGAUGGUGGUGAAUAUGCCUGCACAGCGCAAAAUGCCAUCGGAAAGGUAUCCCAUAGUGCAAAAGUGAAUAUCUACGGACUUCCAUAUAUACGAGAAAUGCCAAAAAUAACUGGUAUAUCUGGCUCAGAUUUGAUUGUGAAAUGCCCUGUAGCUGGCUAUCCUAUCGAUAAAAUUCAUUGGGAGCGUGAUGGCCAAACUCUGCCCAUUAAUCGCAGACAGCGCGCAUACAACAAUGGUACCCUCAUAGUAGAGCAACUGCAGCGACUGGAAGACGCAGGCACUUAUACUUGUAUGGCACAAAAUAAACAAAAGCAAACCUCGCGUCGAAAUGUGGAGAUUCAAGUUCUGGUCCCUCCUAAAAUUAUGCCAAUCCAAGCCAUGACCAAUAUGUUGCGUGAAGGCAUGCGAGCUGCUAUAUCAUGCCAAAUCCUUGAGGGCGAUUUGCCAGUCAGUUUUCGGUGGGAGCGUAAUGGCAAACCGUUAAUAGGAACAGGCAACGAAGUCUUUCGCCGAUUAGAUGAAUAUUCUGCCAGCUUGGUGAUUGAACACAUUACCUCUGAACAUUCAGGUAACUAUACAUGUAUUGCGAGUAACGUCGCCGGUAUGGAGCGCUUCACGGUACCACUGACUGUGAAUGUUCCUCCAAAAUGGGUGCUGGAGCCAAAGGAUUCAAGCGCUCAAGCUGGACAAGAUGUUUUACUGCAUUGUCAGUCCUCUGGGUAUCCAAAGCCAACGAUUACAUGGAAAAAAGCUAUUGGACCUACUCCAGGAGAAUAUAAGGACUUUUUGUAUGAGCCGACUGUACAGUUAUUUCCGAAUGGGACUAUAUACUUCAAGAAGAUUAGCAAGGAGUCACAGGGACACUUUCUUUGCGAGUCCAAAAACAAUAUCGGUUCUGGCGUAAGCAAAGUUAUCUUCCUUAAAGUAAAUGUACCUGCCCACUUUCAAACAAAAACAAAGCAAAUUUCAGUUGCGAAAGGAAAGCAAGUGCACGUUCAAUGUAACGUUCAGGGCGACAAUCCCAUCGAUAUCAAAUGGAAAAUACAAGCGACGCAACAGUAUUUGGAUGAAUCUCUCGAUUCUAGGUACACAAUUCGUGACCAGGUACUAGACGAUGGUAUGGUCUCUGAAUUAGGCAUUUCUCAUACAUAUCGCCAGGAUACAGGCAUCUAUAUUUGCCAGGCCAGCAAUGCUUUCGGACAGGAUGAAAUGUCGAUUCAAUUAAUCGUACAAGAGGUUCCAGAACAACCGAAAAACCUUCGUAUUAACUCACAACAGUCGCGUAGCCUUCAACUAACUUGGAGUCAGCCCUUUGCUGGUAACAGCCCAAUCGAUGGAUAUCAUAUAUAUUAUAAACAAAUCUCAGAUAUUUGGCAAAAUGCCGAACAUAUCACCGUCACCGGUGGCCAAACCGUUGUCAACAUACAAAACCUACGUCCUGCUAAGGCCUAUCACAUUCGAAUGUCCGCAGAAAAUAAAUUGGGUGCCUCAGAGUAUUCGGAGGUUGUACAAGUAACCACUCUGGAGGAAGUGCCAUCCGGGCCACCGCUAAAUGUGCGCGCAGAAGCCAAAAGUUCUACAGAGAUAUCUGUCACAUGGGAUGCACCUGAACGUGACCACUGGAAUGGAAUACUGCUCGGUUAUUAUGUUGGAUACCAAAUGUCGUUAUCACCUGAAGAUAAAGAAGUGAAUCCCACUCAGGGGUUUAGUUUCAAAACUGUCGAAGUGCGCUCACAUUUUGGUGGAGAAACUAUAUUGAGUAAUUUGAACAAAUUUACUCCAUACCACGUUAUUGUACAAGCGUACACUAGUCAAGGAAGCGGACCACCGAGCAGGGAGAUAGCAGUACAAACCAUGGAAGAUGUGCCUUCUUCACCUCCAGAGAGUCCUCAAUGCGACGUAUUGGGAUCCACAUCAAUUUAUAUAACAUGGUCACCUCCUGAUCUAGACGGGCAGAACGGCAAAAUUAAGGGCUACAAAGUAUUUUACAUAUCUGUUAAUGAAUUAUACGAAACGGAUCCCGAAGUUAUGAAGUCAACAAAUCAAUAUGUUACGAUUGAAAAUCUGCGUAAAUACACUAACUACACGGUUUGGGUGCUUGCGUAUACCAAAGUGGGCGAUGGCAUGAAAACGAAACCAUUUUAUUGCCGUACACAUGAGGAUGUGCCUUCUGCGCCACAGGCUAUUAAAGCAAUACCUGCUUCCAGCACGAAAAUACUUAUAUCUUGGCUGCCACCAGAAUUUCCUAAUGGAGACAUUACCGGAUACACUUUCUACAUGUCCAUGCUUGAAGGUGGCCGAGAAGAAGGCACCCACAAACGUAUACUUGGACCGUUUGUCGAGAUGCAUGAGACUCAGCGGACCCAAGAAUCAGCUACAUAUCAAUUUUGGCUUACUGCCUCGACAAAGGUUGGCGAGGGUGAGAAAACUCAAGUUGUUACAGUGCCCCCAAACAACAAAGUCCCCGCUCGCAUCGUUUCAUUCAGUCAGCGUAUAAUAAGCCCUUGGAAAGAGCAUCUUGAAUUACCAUGUCGCAAAGUAGGUUCCCCAGCACCUGUGACCAUUUGGAGGCAAGAUGGGCACAAUAUGGAUACAAAUGCCCGAAAGGUUAUUGCAAAGAAUGGUACACUCUAUAUGCGAGAGUGUCAGGCCAGUGAUGCUGGCAAUUACACUUGCAGCGUUGAAAACACUUGGGGCAAGGACGAGAUUGUAUAUAAUAUUGUUAUAAAAGUGCCACCAGAAGCACCAAACCUUACUGUGGUGAAUAGUUAUACAGACAGUUUACACCUGGAGUGGAUGGAUAAUAAUCACGGUGGAAGUCCCAUUCUCGGUUAUGUGAUAAAUUAUAAACGUGAGAAUGGCGAUUGGGAAGAACUGCAGGUAGAUGCCAAAACAAAUUCACACUUGUUAACUAAUUUAUGGUGUGGAACCCGGUAUCAGCUGUACAUAACGGCCUACAAUAAGAUAGGUACAGGUUUGCCAUGUGACAUUGUGAAUUCGUAUACGAAGGGUAAUCCACCUGUUCAGCCGAAGCAUUCCCAAAUGAUAACGAACAAUUCCACUAGUGUGACAUGUUGGCUAGACUCAUGGGGUGAUGGUGGAUGUGGCAUUUUAUACUUCAUGAUUGAGUCGCGGAUGUUUGGGAGAUCACAAUGGAAUGUGGUUUCCAAUCACAUUCCUCCGACAGAGCGCAUCUAUACGGUUAGUGAUCUAGUUCCUGGUACGAAAUAUCAAUUAAAAGUUACGGCUCAUAACAAUGCUGGCUCUACAACGGCAGUAUAUAAUUUUACCACACUCUCACCUAAAGGGGUUAUAUACCCAACAGAUCACGGGAACCCCGUGUCCCAUAUAAGCGAUGGUCCUUUCUAUGCGAAUUUUAAAGUGCUCCUUCCUGUGUGUCUUUCGAUGUUUAUGCUAUUGGGUAUAAUAGCAGCGGUGCUACUCAUUCGCAAAAGAAAAAUCGACAAUCAAGCACGAUUAGCCUCUUCUUCAAUGUCCGAAUCUCCAUCUUUGACCAAUUUGCAAAAUAAGCAAAAUCGCGAUCAGCAAUACUUGGCCGUGCGCUGCAACCCCGGUGGUGGACCACCUCGUGGUUCCCAUUCCAAUGACUCGGGCAGCUUUGGGAAGGCCGAAGGGAAUGAAUACAUAGAGGACAUUUGCCCUUAUGCUACAUUUCAACUGAAUAAACAAACAUAUAGUGAAAGCUCCUAUAGCGGUAAUGUAUACAGUGGACCAUAUCACUCAGUACGUGGCUCAUUCGUGUAUCAUGACGUGAAGCCCGAGAGCUAUCAUUCCAAGGAACCAGAGUAUACGAAAGUGCGCCGAAAAGUGGGACGUUUACGUGAUCCUCAUUCGGAAAGUCAAGAAUCGGACAAUCCAGGUUCAACAGAUUCCGAAGUUAGGAAAAUCCUAACUCUUCACAUACCAAUUACAGAAUAUGACACACUAGGCUCCGAGUCUGACAACGACGUGUCUGCCCGCGCCAUGAACUCAGCGAAAUACCGAACACAACGUGAUACCCAAGAUGAAACAUCUUCAUCAUCGGAAACUACGCCAACAAGUUUAACGAGAAAAUCUAAACCACCAUUUGUGGCACGCAAAAGUGGAAAAUCAGGUACAAGUGGCAAACGUCAUGUACGCAGUUCUAGCGGCUACUCGAGUCACAACGAAGAAACCACAUUUAGCAUUUCCAACUAUCCACCAAAUUAUCAGGAUCAUAUAAAUCCCCCGGCGCGUUUUUCUGACUCCAACGACAAAUCGAAAACUCAAACUUCACCGCGGGUACGAGGCAAUCAGAAAUUGCAAAGGGAGGCAUUUCAAAUCAACGUGUAACAGGAACGAACUGAUAAACUUUCUAGUAAUGAGUAACUAAUGUAAAAUCGUAAUGUGAAAAAUAGCAAAUCAAGUUGAAAGAAGUGUUUA